Molecule: messenger RNA, 5526 nt
Organism: Anopheles cruzii
Lineage: Eukaryota; Metazoa; Arthropoda; Insecta; Diptera; Culicidae
Gene: mam
Product: neurogenic protein mastermind
Exons: 7
Coding region: 1-5526 (1841 amino acids)
Biological process (GO): Notch signaling pathway; positive regulation of transcription by RNA polymerase II
Cellular component (GO): nuclear speck
Molecular function (GO): transcription coactivator activity
Source: RefSeq, a predicted model, not a curated record
AUGGAUGCGGGAGGACUUCCAGUGUUUCCGGGUGCCAAUCAGGCCAAUCACCUGAACAGUCUUCACCUGCAGCAACAGCAGCAGCAAGCCCAACAGCACCACCAGCUGACACUGCAGCAACAGCAGCAAAUUCAACUGCUCAACAACCACAAUCUACACCAGCAACAGCAGCACCCGCAGCAGCAACAGCAGUUGCUGCAGCAGCAGCAUCAACUGCAGCAGCAACAGAAUCAGCUGCAGCAGCAAUCCCUACAGCAGCAGCAGCAGCAGCAGCAGCUUCCACCCGGCGUGGAAGUCCCACAGAAGCGUCAGGCCGUGUUCGACAGGCUGAAGCGGCGCAUCGAAACGUACCGGCGGCGGCAAACGGACUGCACGCCACGGUUCGAGCAGACGUACAGCGGGAUCUGCGAGCAGCAGAGCCUGGAAACGAGCGCCCUGCAGAAGAAGUAUCUCGAGCAGAAGAACAAGCGGUCGCUGAAGAAAACGGAAAAGAAGCAAGCCGAGCAGCAGCAGCAGCAGCUGCAGCAGCAACAAACCCUCUCCGGCAACCUGCAGAGCAGUGUGCAUGUGCAACAAAAAUUCCUCAAGCGACCCGCCGACGACAUCGACUCCGCCUCCGAUUCCUAUGAGCCACCGGUGAAGCUACAGCACAACGGGUCCGAGAAUCUCACCAAAUUCUCCGUCGAGAUCGUACAGCAGCUGGAGUUUACGACGUCGGCCGCCAACUCGCAACCGCAGCAGAUCAGCACGAACGUCACGGUCAAGGCCCUGACCAAUGCGUCCGUCAAGAGCGAGGGAUCAACCGGAGGCCCGGGCGGUAUCGGAGGAACCGGAGGCGGUGGCGGUAAUGGUAUGCCGGGUCAGCAGCAACAGCAGCAGCAGCAGCAGCAGCAACAACAACCGAACAGCAAUCCAACACCCUCCCCGCACAUGCACGACCUCGGCAACAUUGUCGACUUCAAGCAGGAGCCGGAGAAUGAGUUCGCUGACCUGUCGGCCGCUCUGGAGAAGGAUGCGGCGGCCAACGGGCACUUCCCGGGCCUGUCGGACUUCAUCGGGGACGAUACGAACGAUGAAAACGACACAUUCAAGGAUCUCAUCUCGGAUCUCUCCGAUUUCCAUUCCGAUUUUCUCGACUUUGAGGAGAAACCGCAGCCGCCGAUGCAACAGCAGCAGCAGCAGCCACAAGCGCAACAACAGCAGCAACAGCCAUCACAGCAACAUGCGCAGAUGCAACACCAGCAGCAGCACCACCAGCAGCACCAGCAGCAACAGCAUCAGCAGCAUAUGCAAUCCCAGCAGCAAGCCCAACAGCAGCAGCAGCAUAUCCAGCAGCAGCAACAGCAGCAUCAGCAUCAUAUGCAACAACAACCACCCCACCAUCCACUGCAACAUCAGCAGAUGCACCAUCAGCACUCGCAGCAGCAGCAUGCGCAGCAAGCGCAACAGCAACAUCCGUCGCACCCGGGGCCAGGCUCUCAAAUACCACCGAACAUGCAGCAACACCAUCGACCACUGUCACAGCAGCAACAGCUUCAGCAACACCUGCAACAACAGCUGCAACAGCACCAGCAGAUCGAAGUGAAGCAGGAAAACUGCAUCAAGCAGGAGCAUCCGAGCCCGGGGCUGCUGGACAAUAUGGGCAUCAAACGUGCCGGUUCCUUAACGCCGCAACAGCAGCAACAGCAGCAGCAACAGUACGGCAAUGCAUUUGGUGGUGAUGGAAUGAGUGGUCCGGGCGGUGGACCGAUCGCCAAGCAGCGACCGGGUGCCGGGUAUGGCACUCCGCAGGCCAACGGUCCCAUGUCGGAACUGUCGCCCGCCGCCCAAACGCUCAAGCACAUGGCCGAACAGCACCAGCACAAGAACGCGCUCAACAUGGGCUUCCCGCGAGGCGGUCCACAGGGCGGCGGCCCGCAGGGUCAACAGCGGCCCCCAUACGGCGGCGAGUUCGGUCAGUUCGCGGGCAACGAGUUUAUGAACCCGGCCCUGGCCGGAUCCGGUGGCCCGGGCGGCAAUCCCGGUCCACUAGGGCCAGCGACGGGUGCGUUGGGUCCCGGGGGUGCCCCGGGAGUAGGACCCGGCGCGGGUACGGGUGGUCCCGGUGGCCAGUUCCACAAGGGCGCUGUGCCACCGUUCCCGGGCGCCGACCUGAUCAAGCAGGAGCUCUUUGCGUCGCAACAGGAUUACGAUCUCAAACCCGCGCUCAACCGACUGCAGCCACCGAUGGGACCGAACGGCGCCGGCGGACCGAAGAUGGGCCCGGGAGGGGGCUUCGUGAAGACGCCGAAUCCCCAGCAACAACAGCAAUCCUCGCAGCAACAGCAGCAACAAUACUCACCGUACGGUUCGCCUGGCGGCCUACCGAACCAUGGCGGAAGUCCUGGGCCAGGUUUUAUGCCCGGAGCUCGUGGCGGUGGCGGCCCUGGCCCGGGCCCUGGAUCGAACCAGGGACCGAACGGUGGCAUCGGCGGUGGUGCAGGCUCCGGUGGCGUUCCCGGUGGCGGUCCUGGUGGCGGAGGUGGUGGUGGCGGCGGAGGAGGUCCUGGUAGCGGCGGCGGUAACAGUGGGCCAAAUGCGGCCGGCGGCCCUGGCGGUAACGGUGGUCCCAACAGCGGUGGCGGCGGAGGCGGCGGUAUGCCUCCGCGGGGUGGCGGAGGUGGCAAUGGGCCAAUGCCGGGCGGACCGAACUCGACGAUGCUGCAGAUGAAGCAAACGCAACAGUUACACAUUAGUCAGCAGGGUCCGGGCGGUCAUGGCAUUCAGGUAAGCACGAAUUGCGAAACGACCAUUGCCCGUCAGUCGAAAAGGAACAACAAAACGGUGCAUACGGUUUCCGCCGGACAACAUGUACAUCUCAGUGGAGACCUCAAAUCGGGCGUCUCAGUGGCAGCACAGCAAGGGGUGUUCUUCAGUCAACAGCAGCAGGCCGCUCAGCAGCAACAGCAGCAACAACACCAGCAACAGUCACAAAACCAGCAACAUCAGCAACACCAGCAGCAGCACGCACAACACCAACAGCAGCAGCACCAACAGCACCAGCAGCAUCAACAGCACCAGCAACAUCAGCAGCACCAGCAGCACCAACAACACCAGCAACACCAGCAACAUCAGCAACAUCCCCAGCACGCGCAACACCAGGGACAUCCGCAACACCAGCAACAGCAUCAACCGCAUCACCAGCAGCAGCAUCAGCAACAGGGCGGACCGAAGCAACAACAACAAUCGCAACUGAACGCGAAGCAGGGCGGUGGCGUUGGACCCGGCAUUCCGGUUGGUGGCAUGGUCGGUGGCGGCGGACCGAACAACGGCGGCGGCAAUGGCCCCGGUGGUGGCCAAACGACAAUUUCGAAUGGCCCCGGACAUGGCGGUGGCCCGAACGGAGGAAGUGCACCCGGUCCGGGAGGUGGCCACGGGCCGAACCAAAAUCAUCAACCAAAUCAAGUACCGAACUCACAAGGAUCAUCCAUUGUUAACGAGGCACAGUACACGGUGUCCCAAUCGCAAACAAUCAACUUUACCCAGCAAACGUUGCGGGCCCGACAGCAGCAGCAGCAUCAAGUUAAUAGCGGCGUUAAUAUGCCCAACGGUGCGGGAACCGGCGGCCCACAGCAUCAGCAGCAGCAGACACAGAACCAGCAGCAGCAACAAGCGGCAGCAGCCGGUAUGGGAGGACCUACCCAAAACCAACCGCAGCAGCAACAAGGUCCGGCGAGUGGUCCACAGUCGCAAGGUCUUGCCGGUGGUCCCGGCCAGGGCACGGGCGUAGGCACCGGACCGGGCGGCGGUCCAGGAAUGGGCCCUUCCGGGGGCGCCGUUCCACCGGGUAUGAUGGUCGGUGCCGGCGGUGGUGGUCCCGGUGUCGGUAUGGGACCGAAUGCGAUGGGCCUGGGUGGCAUCAGUGGGUUAAACUCGAUGGUAUCCAACACGCUGGCUCCGGGUGCUGGUGGUGGUGGCGGCGCCGGCGGUGUAAAUGGUGGUGUCGGAAGCGGUGCCACCGGAGGCAUGAUGCACGGUGCCAUGAGUGGCCCUGGUGGCCCGGGUGUACCGAUGCGGCACGCGGAACAGAUGAAGUUCAUGCAGCAGCAGCACGUGCAGCAGCAACAGGCCCAGCAGCAGCAGCAGCAGCACAUGAUACGGGCGCAAGCGAUGCAACAGCAGAUGGUGGGCGCGAGGCCACCGCCACCCGACUACAAGGCAGCGCAGCAAGCGAACCCGGCCGCAGCCGCCGCAGCGGCAGCCAUGCUACAGCAGCAACAGCAGCAGCAAGCACAGCAGCAGCAGCAAAUGCUGCACGCCGGCGGUCGCUUCCCAGCGAUGCGGCGUAUCACGCAGCAACCGAUGCCACCGUCCGGGCCAAUGCUGCGAGCACAACAACAGGCUUACCUGCAGCAACAGCAACAGCUUGCCAGCCACGGGGGAGGCCCCCGCGGCGUCGGAGGAGCGAUGGUUGGUGGGUUCGGGGCCGGUGCCGGUCCGGGAGGAAUCGUUCCGGGUGCUGCCGGUGGUGCCGUUGGCAAUGCCGGUGGCGGUGUGAUGGGAGGCCCGGUUCAACGGCCUCCGAACGUUCAGGUGGGCCCGGAAGGGAUGCCAAUGGGAUCGCAACAAGCGGAGUGGCGCCAUAUGAUGGCCAUGCAGCAACAGCAGCAGGUUAGCUUCGGUGGCGGCAAUGGUGCAGGCAUGCGACAAGGAUUCGGCGGUCCCGGAAAUGGUCCCGUUGGAGGUCCGAACGGUCCUGGGCCGCUGAGCAGGUUGGAUCCUUCCGUUGGUCCCGGGAACGCAGGACCCGGAGCAUCACAGACCGCGGGUGUUGGAGGCGCCACUGGUGGUAACAGCACAGGACCAGGGAUGGGAGGAGCUGGUGGUGGCGGUGGUGGUCCCAAUGGACCCGCUAUGACGGCGAUGCAAAUGCAAAUGCUGCGGCAGCAGAACCUAGCAAUGUACCAAGGGCAAGCGAACAGCGUUGGUGGCAACGGUGGAGGCCCAAUGAACCAAAUACAAAUGCUUCAGCAACACCAACUUCACCAGCAGCAAAACAUGAUGAAUCAAAUGCAGAUGAGCCAAAUUCACAUGUCUCAGACGCAAUCGAUGUCAAUCCAACAGCAGCAGCAGCAACAAAACCAACAAUCUGUGAUGAAUACCUUUACAACGCAAACGACGCAACAGACCACUACAUCGACACUGAUUGCUGGCGGUGGUAACGGAGGUCCCAUCGGUGGGCCCAGCAUCGGAGUCGGAGGUGGUGGCGGUUCCGGUGGCGGCCCAGGCAUAGGAGCCAAUGGUAACGCCAAUAUGCUUACCGGUCCCGGGUCUGGUGUAAGCACGCCCGGCAACAAUGGCAACUCCGGUAACAACAACGCCAACAACAACAACAACAACAACAACAACAGUAGCAGCAAUAACAAUUCAUCCGAGUUCCUAGCGUUCCUGGAGAACCUGCCGGUGGGCGAUCCGAACCAGUUCAAUGCCCAAGAUCUGCUCAAUUCGCUCGACAAUGAUAAUUUCAAUCUUCAGGACAUUCUGUAA